AUGAAGAAGGGACCCCGCGUUGUUGGGCAUCAGCAGUCCUUAAAACAAUUUACUUCCACCAGUGAUUCUAGUUCUUUAACAAAUACACCGACUAAAAAGAAACUCAAGUCAAAAGCAGGGAGUACACUGCAUCUGUACGACCCUGAAGACGUUGCUGAGCAUACCCCAUGUACCAUCAUCCACAAUUUCUUGCCCCCUGAGGAUGCCAAUCGGUUGCUAGAAGAGUUACUAGAAGAAUCAAAAACCUUCGAAAAGAUCACAUUUCAAUUAUUUGAGAAUGUGGUCUCAAGCCCACACACAUCUAGCUUCUACGUUGAGAGUUAUGAUGAGAUUCAGCGCCAGAAAACAGAGUAUCACUACAACGGCGGCCGACUCACGGUAAAUACUCACAGUAGGAUUGUUACGCAGUGUCUAAUUAACCAAAUGCAGGAUGUUCGGCGUAUUACACCUCAACUCGUCAGCGUGAAACCAAAAGUCCAAGAGGCUGUUAAUGCCGAGAUUCAGAACCGAAUCAAGACUCGAUAUCCUGGCGGCAAGAAGUUGAAAUAUCAAUCUCCAAACCCUUGGGUUCCGAAUUCGGCCUUUGUCAACGCCUACACAGGCCCGCAGCAAAACGUCGGCUGGCACAGUGAUCAUCUAACAUAUCUUGGACCAAGGCCAGUCAUUGGGUCGAUAUCUUUGGGCGUCGCUCGCGAGUUCCGCGUCAGAAGAAUACUUCCCAAAGAUGAUAGCAAAACGGUCCAGGACCAAGAUGCGGAGGGACAGAUAGCAAUCCAUCUUCCUCACAACUCUCUCUUGGUAAUGCAUGCUGAGAUGCAGGAGGAAUGGAAACACAGCAUUGCGCCAGCGUUAUCGAUCGAUCCUCAUCCAAUAUCAGGGACGACUCGUAUCAAUAUUACAUACCGAGAUUAUCGCGCCAACAUGCACCCCAAACUUACCCCUAGAUGUCAUUGCGGGCUUCCAUGCGUGCUUAGGGCAGUGACAAAGAAGAAAGAUACUUUUGGGAGAUACUUUUGGAUGUGUUAUGCCAAUUCUCCGGGCCAGGAGAAUUGUGGUUUUUUUCAGUGGGCUGAGUUUGAUGACGACGGGAACCCUCAGUUCAAGAAACAGUUGGGUAAAACAUAG
Messenger RNA from Fusarium graminearum PH-1, 1125 nucleotides. RefSeq lists its product as uncharacterized. Gene Ontology annotation, cellular component: nucleus. The coding region runs from base 1 to 1125 and encodes 374 amino acids. NCBI's taxonomy places the organism in Eukaryota, Fungi, Ascomycota, Sordariomycetes, Hypocreales, Nectriaceae. Gene Ontology annotation, biological process: DNA alkylation repair; DNA repair. Gene Ontology annotation, molecular function: zinc ion binding; dioxygenase activity. The record is from RefSeq and is a predicted model, not a curated record. The transcript has a single exon.